CUUUCCCACGAUUGCUCCGACAGAUCCCACAGGACGCAGCCCUUAUUAAAGAAACGGACUAUUAACCGUGGUUGCAUGCAACUUGCAUUAAGUCUGCAUAACCUACAGUUCCUAGGCGUUUAUUUUAUGAAUGUACAGUUUUACCCAUAACUAAGAAACCAAUCACAUUUUCAGGACCGCGAACUUUGUCGACUUCGGGAGCUAAAAAUGGGAAACAGACCCAGCUUAAAUAUACAAGUUUUUGACAGGGAUGAGAGUGGGGCACCCAUCGCCUCGUUUGAUAUAUAUCAAGAUAGUACAGUGCAAGACUUGAAAUAUAAGCUCCGAUUGUGCUGCCCCAUCCCGCUGAGCGAAGAAGAAAUGAGUUUUGAGUGUAAGGAUUGUCCGCAGGUUGUGAAUAAUAGCAGCAAAAUACUUCCAGACUUAAUGAUUGAGCCAAUCGAGUGGACAUUUAUUACAACUUGUUACGUGCGCCGUAUGUGUCAGGUAGAUAAUGGGGACAAACAGUUUCUGAUUUAUGUGUGGUGGAAAAAGUGUGCAAAACGCCUAUAUGUAACAGAAUCCCAUACCGUUAGGUCUGUUAAAAAUUACAUCCAAAAGGAAUUUCAUGGCAUGGAUGUCUUAGGGAAAGAAUUUGUUUUAUACCGGUUUGCAGACGGGCAAGUACUAGAUGACACAGAAACACUUUUAAAAAGUGGCAUCGGUCCCGGGUUUAUUUUGGGGAUCGAAUCUUUGACUUGGCAAAGAAAAACGCCCGGCCUUCCGCCAUCGGAGCCGUACCCGGUCACAGUUACUAUCAACAGCGAUAAGCCGGAGCUUCGUGUCAUUAAACUUACUGUGUAUGUGCGGCCAUCUGAAAGGCUUCAUGAUGUAAAGCUUAAGUUGCGAAUGGAUCAUGAGAAGAAUGACAGUUUAGGGCUGCUUGUUAUGUUCGACUGGGAGGUCUGUAUUCCAGGCAGGCAACGGGGAUCCUACAACAGGGAUUCGACUCUCGAACUUCUUAACGUUGGUAUACACAGCCAGCUGGAAUUAGUCGGCGAGUUUGACUUUCAUCCACCAUUAAGGUCUGGAUGGAAGUUUAUUUUGGAUUUUGAGCCCCCACCACUCGUUCCAAAUGUUACUGAAUCAGGUGACACUCUGCCUGACCUGAAAAACCUUUCAGUUAUAGAUGGUAUGUUUCUUUCUUGCUUUUCUAAAUAA
Messenger RNA from Protopterus annectens (West African lungfish), 1200 nucleotides. RefSeq lists its product as uncharacterized. The transcript is spliced from 4 exons. Lineage: Eukaryota; Metazoa; Chordata; Ceratodontiformes; Protopteridae. Bases 208 to 1200 code for a protein of 330 amino acids. Gene Ontology annotation, molecular function: protein binding. The record is from RefSeq and is a predicted model, not a curated record.